CACACAUUUGCUAGUUUUGUCGUGGUAGUAGAAAGGUUGCAUGUACGAGACAACGAGGCCUACAGUAGCUGUUUUUCCUCGAAACAAAUAAUAUCAGAUUUAAUGCAGAAUGGGGAAGAAGUCCUUUGCCAAAUUAGAGAAAUGUGUAAACAAGUUGGUUGCAAAACAGGAAAAAAUUGUGGUAAUGCGGUACAACCAAAAGACAAAAUGCAUAGACUUUCAAGGAUCUCCUGAAUUGAAGGGCUUUGCAUCGGAGACUGCAGACAAAUUCCUAAGUUUCUUAGGCUGUAUGGCUGUACCACAACAGCAAUCAGUUGUUCCUAUAGGAGGGUCUUCCAUCUCUGGAGCCAGACAACAUAAGUUUGACAAAUCUACGGAAAGUUGUUGGUACCAUUGUCAGCACAUCUGUAUUUAACAAGCAUGGAAUAAAACCUGGGUUUUGGGGAAUUCGCAAUUUGGCCCCAGAAUGGUAUCCAGAAGAGGUGCAGUUCUGCUCACCCAAUGACAACAAAAUCA
Messenger RNA from Pecten maximus, 516 nucleotides. RefSeq lists its product as uncharacterized. NCBI's taxonomy places the organism in Eukaryota, Metazoa, Mollusca, Bivalvia, Pectinida, Pectinidae. The record is from RefSeq and is a predicted model, not a curated record. The transcript is spliced from 6 exons. Bases 110 to 415 code for a protein of 101 amino acids.